Molecule: messenger RNA, 1851 nt
Organism: Tigriopus californicus
Lineage: Eukaryota; Metazoa; Arthropoda; Copepoda; Harpacticoida; Harpacticidae
Exons: 11
Coding region: 572-1741 (389 amino acids)
Source: RefSeq, a predicted model, not a curated record
CGUCUCCGGCCUCCCCGAGCCAAACAGACCUCGAGGAGGAGACACGUCACGGAAAGGAUGAAAAUGAUCUUCAUCUUUACCCUAAAAGCUGACAAUGUUCAAGGACAAUUCACGUCUCACAAGUUUCUUCUGAUCCUUACCCAAAGACGAAUGGAGAUGGAAUGAUGCCAAAAGUCGUCAGAGAUCGACCAUAAAGAUACAAAUUGACCGUUGAAUGGGAGAAAAAAAGGUGAUAAUCAAUACAAACCACAAGAGACGCUAAAAAAUUCAAUCCGUGGACUUGGCCUAAACAUGCAGGCAAGUGUUUUUGAAUUAGGAACAAUUUCUCAAAAGGGCCAGCAAACCGCAAACCCUGCGAAGAGCUAGAUUGUGGCAUUUCGAAGAAAGAAAGACUCUAACAACCUGGACUUACUUGGUCGGUGACCGAGCCACUAUAUCAAAAAGAACGAGGCAAUCAGGAAAAGCAAACACCACUUCAUGAGGCUCUGGAGUAAACUUUGAGCACAAGUGAUGGAUUUGUCAUUCAGUCUGGAAUUGAGCUUCUCGACGUGAGAUCGAUCCAAAAUCAAAAAUGGUGUGCAAAUCAUCCGGAUGGACUUUGGUUGUCAUAGCACUUUCCUGGACUUUGGUCUGUCAUGCUGAGGAAAGUGGCCGACAAGCCAAGACAUUAUCCAUGUUCCAAGUUGUGCGAUUUCCCAAUGAGCCUUGUUCCGGGGAUGAGGUUCGCAAUGGAACUUGCUACACGGCUGCCGAAUGUGAGGCCAAAGAUGGAACCAAUUCUGGCCCUUGCGCUGGAGGCUUUGGCAUCUGUUGCACAUUUAACCUUGGAUGUGACUCCAUGAGCAAUGAGAACUCCACGUACUUCCAAUCUCCCACCAAAACCAAUGAAGGGACUUGCCGCACGAAAAUUUGCAAGACCAACGAAAAUAUCUGCCAACUCAGAUUGGAUUUCUUUUCCUUCGCCAUUGCCGGUCCCAAACCUCCCACCGACGUCGUGGGAGCCAACUUCCUGGGCGAAGACAUGGCCACCACCGGAAUUUGCGCCAAAGACACCUUUUCCGUAGUCAAUCCAGGAGGCACCACUCCACCCGUUAUUUGCGGCGAAAAUGGAGGCGAACACAUGUACGUGAAUUUCGCUUCGGAAUGCGUGGACCUGAUCUUCGACUUGGGGAGUGGCACGGAUGCUGAGUGGAGUAUCCGAAUUUCGCAAUAUGAUUGCAGCUACGAAAACCUGGCCCCAUCCGGAUGCUUGCAAUAUCUUUUUGGCGAAGAUGAGGGAACUAUCCAAUCGUUCAAUUUCAAGCAAGACCAACACUUGGCUGACCAACGGCAAAAAGUGUGCAUUCGGCGAGAAAUCAAUGAAUGCGAGAUUUGCUACUACUAUGAAACCAAGAAAGAUAUGCGUGUUUCUGGAGCCGGUGACAUCAAUGAUCAAUGUUGCGGUUACGGCGAUGAUGGUAGUGAUGCUAAUGAAGGUGGUGAUUGUCUGAUUAUUCCCUCACUGUUCUACUUCGAUCAAGACGGGGAAAAACUGUUCGCGGAAGAAAGUGAAUUCUGCGGUGCCGACGACAACACUUUCUCCGAUGUCUAUGAUGAAGCCAAGACAGUCUGCAGUCAACGCGUUCCAUUCCAAUUGACCUUUCUCUCAGACACUUAUGAGACUACCGACGAGGCUGAUCCCGACGCUGACGAGCCUCAAAGAGGCUUUCGCAUCAAAUACUUCAUGAAUGGGAACUGCUGAGUGAGCGACUUUCUGGUUCAUAUUGAACUACGACCUCCAGUUCCUGGGUGAAAAAUGUCUAAGCUAGUUUUAGAUGGUUUUUGAAUCCAGCUCCUAUGAUGAAAUAAAUA